This is a messenger RNA of Pteropus alecto (black flying fox), 6179 nucleotides long. RefSeq names its product protein kinase D3 (gene PRKD3). NCBI's taxonomy places the organism in Eukaryota, Metazoa, Chordata, Mammalia, Chiroptera, Pteropodidae. Gene Ontology annotation, biological process: protein phosphorylation. The transcript is spliced from 19 exons. The record is from RefSeq and is a predicted model, not a curated record. Gene Ontology annotation, molecular function: ATP binding; protein serine/threonine kinase activity. Bases 855 to 3527 code for a protein of 890 amino acids.
AAGUUCCGGCGUGGGCGUGGAGGCCAACUUGGAUCGCGCUCCGCGGGCGACCACCGCGCCCGGUCCCUUCGGUCACGAUCGAUUACUGGGUCCCCAAACUCGCUCUGCACGCCAAACCAGCGGCACUCACACUACCGAAUUGUGGAUGAGCUCUUUUCUCUUCAUGACUUUACGGUGUACCCGUCUGAAAAGAGCUAACUGCAUCUCAGAAAGAAUCAACUUUUCUCAAUGGACCCAUUCAUCAAAUGAAAUAUGCCUGUACUAUUUUUUAAAGUUUUAUACUUCAUAGUGGAAAAAAUUUACUCCUUAAAAUGAAAAUGAGGACAUUUGGAAAGGUGUUUUAAGGUGUGGACAUUUGAGAAAGUGUCCUGUCAGUGAACCAAAGGAGAAGCACUGAAUUGAUUAAUCCUAAAUUUUUUUUUUUAAACCAGGAGGAUUUCAUCUUGACAGAAAAAGAGCCUUUAAUUCAGUAUGUAUUUUCUGAAAUUAAAAGAGAGAGACAAGAAUAGACUUAAAAGAAAAUAGAUGAAAAUGUUUAGUAAGUAAGCAAUAUCGAUUACUUUCUGAUGAGAAAAUUCAGUGAUGUUAAAUGCCUUCCAAACCCCCACUUGAGGUCCUAAAGCCAAGACUCUUUUUUGAUGGGACUGAUUUUAAAGGAAGUAGGGCCUUUUGUGCAUUCAACUGACAGUUGUAGAAUUUGCAAUCAUCGGCAUGAGUAGCUUAAAAGAGGAAAUAAAGAAGCUUUCAAUUAAAUUCAAAAGUAUAGUCAUUUUUUUACUAGUGUAAUUUGAAAAGCCUCUUCAUAACCCUUGAAAAAGAAUUGACAACUAUUUUAAAAGAUUAAAGAAAGGCAGAUGUCUGCAAACAAUUCCCCUCCAUCAGCCCAAAAGUCUGUAUUACCUGCAAUUCUUCCUGCUGUGCUUCCAACUCCUUCUCCAUGUUCAAGUCCGAAGACAGGACUUUCUGCCCGACUCUCUAAUGGAAGCUUCAGUGCACCAUCACUCACCAACUCCAGAGGAUCAGUACAUACAAUUUCAUUUCUACUGCAAAUUGGCCUUACACGGGAGAGUGUUACCAUUGAAGCCCAGGAACUGUCUUUAUCUGCUGUCAAGGAUCUUGUGUGCUCCAUUGUUUAUCAAAAGUUUCCAGAGUGUGGAUUCUUUGGCAUGUAUGACAAAAUUCUUCUCUUUCGCCAUGACAUGAACUCAGAAAAUAUUUUGCAGCUGAUUACCUCAGCAGAUGAAAUACGUGAAGGAGAUCUAGUAGAAGUUGUUCUUUCAGCUUUGGCUACAGUAGAAGAUUUCCAGAUUCGUCCACACACUCUCUAUGUACAUUCUUACAAAGCUCCUACUUUUUGUGAUUAUUGUGGUGAGAUGCUCUGGGGUUUGGUACGUCAGGGACUGAAAUGUGAAGGCUGUGGAUUAAAUUACCAUAAACGAUGUGCCUUCAAGAUUCCAAAUAAUUGUAGUGGAGUAAGAAAGAGGCGUCUGUCAAAUGUAUCCCUGCCAGGACCUGGCCUCUCAGUCCCAAGGCCUCUUCAGACUGAAUGUGUGGCACUUCCCACUGAAGAGUCACAUGUUCACCAAGAACCAAGUAAGAGAAUUCCUUCUUGGAGUGGUCGCCCAAUCUGGAUGGAAAAGAUGGUAAUGUGCAGAGUAAAAGUUCCACACACAUUUGCCGUUCACUCUUAUACCCGUCCCACAAUAUGUCAGUACUGCAAGCGGUUACUGAAAGGCCUCUUCCGCCAGGGAAUGCAGUGUAAAGAUUGUAAAUUCAAUUGCCAUAAGCGCUGUGCAUCAAAAGUGCCGAGAGACUGCCUUGGAGAGGUUACUUUCAAUGGAGAACCAUCCAGUCUGGGAACAGACACAGAUAUACCAAUGGAUAUUGACAGUAGUGACAUGAACAGUGAUGGUAGUCGGGGUUUGGAUGACACAGAAGAACCAUCUCCCCCAGAAGAUAAGAUAUUCUUCCUGGAUCCAGCUGAUCUUGAUGUGGAAAGAGAUGAAGAAGCUGUUAAAACAAUCAGUCCAUCAACAAGCAAUAAUAUUCCGCUUAUGAGAGUUGUACAAUCCAUUAAGCACACAAAAAGGAAGAGCAGCACGAUGGUGAAAGAAGGAUGGAUGGUCCAUUACACCAGCAGGGACACCCUGAGAAAGAGGCAUUAUUGGAGACUUGACAGCAAAUGUCUAACAUUGUUUCAAAACGAAUCUGGAUCAAAGUAUUAUAAGGAAAUUCCACUUUCAGAAAUUCUCCGCAUAUCUUCACCACAAGAUUUCACAAACAUUUCACAAGGCAGCAACCCACAUUGUUUUGAAAUCAUCACUGAUACUAUGGUAUACUUUGUUGGUGAGAACAAUGGGGACAGCUCUCACAAUCCUGUUCUUGCUGCCACUGGAGUUGGACUUGAUGUAGCACAGAGUUGGGAAAAAGCGAUUCGCCAAGCUCUCAUGCCCGUUACCCCUCAAGCCAGUGUUUGCACUUCUCCGGGGCAAGGGAAAGAUCACAAAGAUUUGUCUACCAGUAUCUCUGUGUCUAAUUGUCAGAUCCAGGAGAAUGUUGACAUCAGUAGUGUUUACCAGAUCUUUGCAGAUGAGGUACUCGGUUCAGGCCAGUUCGGCAUCGUUUAUGGAGGAAAACAUAGAAAGACUGGAAGGGAUGUGGCUAUUAAAGUAAUUGAUAAGAUGAGAUUUCCCACAAAACAGGAAAGUCAACUCCGUAAUGAAGUGGCUAUUUUACAGAAUUUACACCAUCCUGGGAUUGUAAACCUGGAAUGUAUGUUUGAAACCCCAGAACGCGUUUUUGUCGUAAUGGAAAAGCUGCAUGGAGAUAUGUUGGAAAUGAUUCUCUCCAGUGAGAAAAGUCGACUUCCGGAACGAAUUACUAAAUUCAUGGUGACACAGAUACUUGUUGCUUUGAGGAAUCUACAUUUUAAGAAUAUUGUGCACUGUGAUUUAAAGCCAGAAAAUGUGCUGCUCGCAUCGGCAGAGCCAUUUCCUCAGGUGAAGCUGUGUGACUUUGGUUUUGCACGCAUCAUUGGUGAGAAGUCAUUCAGAAGGUCUGUGGUAGGAACUCCAGCAUACUUAGCCCCUGAAGUUCUCAGAAGCAAAGGUUACAACCGUUCUUUAGAUAUGUGGUCAGUGGGAGUCAUCGUCUAUGUGAGCCUCAGUGGCACAUUUCCUUUUAAUGAAGAUGAAGAUAUAAAUGACCAAAUCCAAAAUGCUGCAUUUAUGUACCCACCAAAUCCAUGGAGAGAAAUUUCUAGUGAAGCAAUUGACUUGAUAAACAACUUACUUCAAGUGAAGAUGAGAAAACGUUUCAGUGUGGACAAAUCUCUUAGUCAUCCCUGGCUACAGGACUAUCAGACUUGGCUUGACCUUAGAGAAUUUGAAACUCGCAUUGGAGAACGUUACAUUACACACGAAAGUGAUGAUGCCCGCUGGGAAAUACAUGCAUACACACACAACCUUGUAUACCCAAAGCACUUCAUUAUGGCUCCCAAUCCAGAUGAUAUGGAAGAAGAUCCUUAGUUAUCAAUGAGCUAACUUCAGUAAGGGAGGAUUUCAUUUUAUGGCCUGAUAUUUUGCUACACAACUGUUGUUUUUUUAGAGGUUAUCUGCAAGGAUGCAAAGACAUGAGGAAAUAAAGGAAUCAGUGACACCAAUACUGUAGUUCAUAAGUAGGUACAAGAGGGCAAACUGACUAAUAAAAGCACAUAAUGGAACCAAGAUGAAGCUUUUCAUAAACUGUUAUAAGCAAUAACUGGUUUUUAUAUAAUUCUUCCUAAUCCUUCACUUUAGUACAAUAGUGCACUUAAUUUAUCCUCCCUUUCCUGUUCUUGUAUUAUUUUUUUUUAAAAGACAAAAGGGCAAGCCAGAGUCCAGUUAUUGCAUAGCUUAACCAAAUCAUGCAAGAGUUAUAAGGUUGAUUACUAAAAAGGUUUGCAUUUAAGAGAUAACUGAGAGGCUACCAGCAUGUGAUUUGCUAUAAGAUUGUUAAACAUUUGUUUAACUGACCAAAGAGAGGCACUGAGGGGUUUUUCCUAGAUUCCUGGAAAAGGAGUGCUGGACUGUUUCACCUUUCUUCUUUAGGUCCACCAAGACUCCAAAACCUUUUUGGAGCUGAGACUCUGAAUAUGCUCUCUACAACAUAAAAAUUGUCACCUUUUAUGAGUAUAUUACAAUAGCCUCUAAGGUAAAUGUGGGACAACUGAUGUUACAAAAACAGGAGUAGGGACUGCUGGUCUGAGUGCUGAGUUAUUACGUAUGUCUUCUCGUAGCUCAAAUCUGCUGCUAAAUACUCAUGUUCCCACUGACAUCACUGUGAUGCCAGUUAGAUUCCAAUAUUCAGUGGGUGUAGAUCUAUAAUUGUACGAUUUAUCUCUUUACACAGGGCUGAAUAUUUUGAAGAAGAAAAUUAAGUAUAUACUAAAAUUAAGGCCACUGCAGGGUCAUUUAAUGCUACAGGAAAGAAUAGCGAAUAGUAUCCUUUUUUUCUUCCUUUAGGUUAUUGGAAGGCUUUACAGAUAUCUGGAAUAUUUUUAAAUCAGUUAUUUUAAGCAGUUUGUACAAGUGGGUGCAGUUGAGUGUGAAACACUUAAUAGUUUAUAAGGGUAGGGCUAUAUUAUCAGCAGAGCAAAUGAAAGAAAAUAUUUUUUCUAACAUUUCAGCUCCAGCAGCCAGCUAAAGAAAUUUUUUUCUAUUCAUAUAUAUGAGGUUAGACUUUUUCAUAGCUUUUUGGAAGUUACUAAUAGUUAACCCCCACCUCCCCCCGCCCCAAAAAAAGAAAAAAAGUUUAAUGUCUGGGACCAUCCACUUAUAAAAUCUAAUGGCUGUUUCUUCAUUCCUCAGUAAUCAUUGUAAACUCCCCCCGCCCCCUCCAAAAAGAGCAGAAGAUAUGGAGUCAGAAUAUCUGGGUUUAAGUCUUUUAAGUCUUGGCUCCCUUCUUUAUUAGCUGUGUUUGCCUGGUCAGGUGACAAUCAGUCUGAGCCUUGAGUGUCUCAGUCUAUAAAAUAGAGUAUCAUAGUUCUUGCCUCUACCUUCUGUGUUGUGAAGCUCAGAUAUGAAAAUAUUCAAUAAAUAUAAAAGUGUUAACUAUCACUACCCACUGAAUUUGAGGUGACAGAGGAAAAGAUUGUUCAUAUUUGAACAAACUAAGACUGAGUGGAGGGCCUUUUGAGAUCCCUGAAGCUAUUCCUUUACCUAAAACUACCUAAAAAUAUCCUUGAGAGUAGUAGCAAACCUGCAGUGCCCGUGUUCCGAGCUCUUCACAUGUUAACUUAUCUUCAUGACAGCAUAAUGAACCCCAUCUCACAGAUAAGGAAAUUGAGGCAAAUGGAGAAUAACUCCUAAAAGUUACACGGUAUUUAAACCCAGGCAGAGUGGCUCUUGACCAUCUUUUAUCCACUUAACCAUUUUGCUACACUGCUUCCCCGUAAAUAUCUCCAGGAGAUAUCCACAAUGUCUCUCUGUAUUUCAUAUAGAAGUUUCAAAAAUCAAAUUAAUUUUGCAAAGCCUUUUAGAAAUGUAUGUUCCCAAGUAUAGAAGAUGAUUUCCCCAAAUUUCUCCAAAGUAAGUCUGUCCAUAUCAACAUGCUAAAAUGGAAUAACCUGAGUCACUAGGCACCCUAUUGUGGUUUUAUUGCAUAAGGUGAAAAUUAACUGGAAUGUUUGUUUGCUAUACUUAUAUAAUCAAUCUUUACAAGCCAUGAAAUUAAUUGCACUCUUUUUGUUGUUGAAUGCCUAAGUUUUCUAAAUUUGUAAAAGCACUGUCAUAUAAUUUGGAGUUGAGUAAUUACUCCAGAUACUGUAUAAUCUGCAUAACCUUUUUUUGUCUUGAAGUCAUUUGUAUAAGAAAUAAUUGUGAGAAACAUUUGAUAAUGUACAAAGUAGUCUAUAAUGACACUGUUCAGUACAUUUUUAUAUCUUUUUGUUACAUCCCACUUUUUGUAAAUAUUCUCAAAGAAGCUUAAUAAUAAAAUGUAUUUCCAUAUCACCAUAUUUUUCCAUGUGAAAACCUGCACCUAUCACUAGUUGAGGUAUCUAAGCUUAUUUGGUUGUGUUAUUUUCCCAGGCCUUGGUAAGAACUAUUUUGAAAAUAGUAUUUGUAAAUGGAACUAAUGCUAUAUUUAAGAACACUGACUUUUUUAACGGCCUAAAAUAAAAAACAACUCAUUAUUACAAU